This is a messenger RNA of Rhea pennata, 8271 nucleotides long. RefSeq names its product prolyl endopeptidase like (gene PREPL). Bases 508 to 2727 code for a protein of 739 amino acids. The record is from RefSeq and is a predicted model, not a curated record. The transcript has 14 exons. Gene Ontology annotation, cellular component: Golgi apparatus; cytoskeleton. Gene Ontology annotation, molecular function: serine-type endopeptidase activity. Gene Ontology annotation, biological process: proteolysis. Lineage: Eukaryota; Metazoa; Chordata; Aves; Rheiformes; Rheidae.
CCCGGGGCUGCGAAACACGAGGGGUGUUUCCCCCCACACACACACGCACCCGAAAUGCUGCAGUCUUUAAUUUUCUUGCGAGUGGCGGCUAUCUGUUCGCUGUUCUUCUGCUUUCCUGGCAUAAAGUGAUUUUAUGACAUGAUACUUAAAAAAAAAUCUCCCCGGAACCCUCCUGGUUUUGGUUUCUGAACAUUUAAACAGAUGCAUAGUUUCAUCUUCCUUUCCAUUUAUUGAUAGUUUCACUAGACCUAAACUUGCCGCUGUCUGGAAGCGCAUUUUGGAGAAGGGUGGCAGGCUGAACUGCAAGCUAAACCGUUUAUACGAGUCGUGAAGAAACAAGUUUUACUAUUUUUUUUCUUUUCUGAUUUACUUAGCAAGUUAUUUUGAAAGGUGAAAUACUGUUGCUAUUUUAAAAGGGUCUACCUCAAUUUUUUUUAUGAAUAUUUCACAUAGUGUAAAUAACCAGCAGUUUGGGAUUUUCAGAAAUUUCAAGUGGACUGUUAAGAAAUGAAGAUUUGGAUGUCAUGUACUGGAGUGCAAAAUUUUUUCCAAGCACUGAGCUUCAGUGUCAAAUACUACUCUAAGCAUAACCAUCUUCAGACAAAAUAUCUUUGUAGUCAAAUAAAACCAAAAAAAUGCCACAUCCUGGACUGCUCAGGAAAUACGUACAACAGCACUGUGUCACCUGGAAGCAUUCUACAAUGGAGAUACUUUUCCUGCAAGAAAGUGACAAAAGUUUCUCGCAAAGGAAAAAAAAAAACAUCUGCAUUAACAUCAGAGCUUUUGUACAAGGACCUUCUGAGGUCAGAGCAAGAAAACUGGAAUGAAAUUUCAGCGGGAUACAAAUCUAUGACAGAAAGAAUCAAGCAAAAAUUAGAGGGAUUGUACAACAAGUAUACAUUCAAUUUGAGCAGCCCAAGGAUUAGAUUUGGAGAAAAUGUGUACUUUGAAGAAAAUGGCUGCAUAUUUCUUUCAAAAGCAGAUGAUGUAGAUGAAGCAAAUGUUAAAGUUUUAUUCAAUACUGAACAUACUGGCUUUUCUGAUGCCCAUAUUCAACGGAUCAGAAUUUCACCAGAUCAGAGGUAUAUAGCUGCCAGCCUAAAAAGUGAAAAUUCUGAAGAGGCAACCUGUGUUAUUAUGAAACUUGAUGAUUUUCCUGUCAUAGAAAAAGUCAUUCCAAAUAUUUUUAGUUUUGAAUGGGCUACAAGUGAUGUUCUGUUUUACACAAGUCAGAAGAAUCUUAAAUGCCAGGAAGUGUACAUGACAACUUUCACUAAUGAGAAACAUACCAACUUAGUUUACACAGAACAAGAUGCAAGAUUUUUUGUGGACAUAUAUUGCACAAAGGACAGGCGCUUUCUUACUAUCAACAGCAACAGCAAGACAACCUCAGAAGUUUGGCUGGUUGACUGUAGCCAUCCUUUUAAGGCACCUGUUCUUGUACAAGCACGAACAAAAGGGGUCAUUUAUCACAUUGAGCAUAGAAAGGAUGAGCUAUAUAUUCUUACUACAUAUGGAGAGCCUGCAGAAUAUAAGUUGAUGAAGGCACCAGUAGCUUCCAGUGGCAUGAAGAACUGGCAGUUAUUUUAUGCCUUAGAGGAAAAGACCAAGCUAAUAGACUUGGAGAUGUUCAGUAAUCACUGUAUUAUGUUCCUGCAGCAUACUGGUCAUCUUUAUUUAAAUGUGAUUUCUUUUGUUUCUCAUUCAGUUCAGUCCAUCAAGCUGCCUACGUGGGCCUGUGCAUUUGAAUUGGAAUCUCAUCCUGAACACACCACCAGCACUUGCUAUUUUCAGCUCACCUCCCCAGUACACCCCCCCAAGCGUUUUGCAUAUUCAUUUAAAGAAAAUAAUCUCACUGAACAAGCUGAGCAAGAGGUACCAAUUAUUAAGAAUUGUCACACUACACGUGUACUUGCUAAAAGCAAGGAUGAAACUUUGGUGCCAAUUACAGUUUUUCAUAAUAUAAAUUCAAAAGAACUGCACAGGAAACCACUUCUCGUUCAUGUAUAUGGAGCUUACGGCAUAGAUUUGAACAUGAGCUUUAAAGAGGAAAAGCUGAUGUUAAUUGAAGAGGGUUGGAUUUUAGCAUAUUGCCAUGUUAGGGGUGGAGGAGAGCUAGGCCUUAGCUGGCACAAAGAUGGAUGUCAGCACAAUAAACUUAAAGGCCUGCAUGAUCUUAAGGCUUGCAUUAUGCUGCUGCACAAACUAGGAUUUUCUCAGCCAAAAUAUACAGCACUAGCAGCUGCCAGUGCUGGAGGAGUUCUUGCAGGAGCCCUGUGCAACACUGAUCCAGAACUUAUCAGAGCCGUGGUCUUACAGGCUCCUUUCCUAGAUGUUCUAAAUACAAUGAUGAAAACUCAUCUCCCACUGACAAUAGAAGAACAGGAAGAAUGGGGAAAUCCAUUAGCAGAUGAAAAAAGUAUGAAGUAUAUCAAAAACUAUUGUCCUUACCAGAAUAUUAAGCCACAGCGUUAUCCUUCAGUUUUUAUCACAGCUUAUGAAAGUGAUCAGCGAAUACCACUAACAGGAGUUUUAAGAUAUGUUCAGAAGCUUAGGAAGGCUGCAAGAGAUCACGCCAGCAGAACAGAAGGGAAAGGAAAUUGGAUCCCUAAUAUCAUCUUAGACAUCCAGGCAAAAGGCAGUCAUUGUGAUUCAUCUUGGGAGGAUUCACUAAAUGAGACUGCAAGACACCUUGCUUUUCUGAACAAAGAACUUGAUAAAGAAUAAGGUACUAUCUGCAACAUUACAUUACAUCGAAUCCUGCAAAUAGCUGAUUGAUGUACACAUUGACCACCUGAAAAACUUCAGGUCAGAUUUGUAUUUGUAUGUAGAGUGGAAAGCUCUUCUUUCUUCUUGGAUCCCUGCUUUCUGAGGAUAAGCAAACCAGAAAUUAAAAGACAAAGCUGUGUGUGGCAUUGACUUAUAAACAUACAAACUGUUAAAUUUUUCCUGUCAGAUAGUACAGAAGUAGCCUCCUGCAUUAGCCAGUUAAUUCAGGACAGUUCUGUUCAAAGCAAGGAGUGCAGCACAGUACAAACAGAGCUGUAGUGCAAAACAGUUGGUGCUGAAAACUUGAGAUGUGAAGAGAUAUACAUUGUACAGGCAGCCAUUCUGAUCUAAGAUUUCUGUUCCCAGAGAGAAUUUUACACAAGGCAGUAAAACUGAUUCAUAGCUCAGUGAUCUCUAAGCAAAGCAAUCUUGCAUAAAACAGCUGCAUGUUGUUUUAUUAAGGUAGAUGCCUAGUGCACACCUACCAUCAACAACUUGUACAAACUUCGGUAAUGGAAAACUUAUGUGGCCAUAAGGUUCUCAGACAGAAUCACAGAAUGGUUGAGGUUGGAAGGGACCUCUGGAGAUCAUCUAGAUGAUCUCCAAGCAUGGUCACUUAGCACAUGUUAGACAGGGUUGCAUCCAGGCAGAUUUUGUAUAUCUCCAGAGAAGGAGAUUCCACAACCUCCCUAGGCAACCUAUUCCGGUGCUCUGUCACUCUCGCAGUAAAGAAGUUUUUCCUCAUAUUCAGACGGAGCUUCCUGUCUUUCAGUUUAUGCCAAUUGCCUCAUUCUGUUGCUUGGCACCACUGAAAAGGGGUGGGAACAGAUCCCAUCCCAUCCCCUUGACACUCUCCCCCCCCCCCAAGGUAUUUAUAAAUGUUGAUAAGAUCCUCCCCCUCAGUCUUCUCUUCUCUAGGCUAAACAGGCGCAGCUCUCGCAGCCAUUCCUCAUAAGAGAGACGCUCCAGUCCUCUAAUCAUUCAUGUCUCUCUAGUACUGGGGAGCUCAGAACUACUCCAGUUGCAGCCUCAUCAGGGCUGAGUUGAGGGGCAGGAUCAUCUCCCUUGAUCUGCUGGCAAUGCUUUCUAAUGCACUCCAGAAUACCAUUGGCCUUCCUGGCCACAAGGACACAUUGCUGGCUCAUGGUCAACUUGUUGUCCACCAGCACUCCCAAGUCUUUCUCUGAAGAGCUGCUUUCCAGCAGGUCAGCCUCCAGCCUCUAUGGUGCAUAGGGUUAUUUCUCCCUAGAUGCAGGACUCUGCACUUGCCACUUGCUUUUGUUGAACCUCAUGAGGUUCCUCUCCGCUCAGCUCUCCAGCCUGUCCGGGUCUCUCUGAAUGGCAGCACAGCCCUCAGGUGGAUCAGCCACUCCUUCCAGCUUGGUAUCAUCAGCAAACUUGCUGAGAAGGCACUCAGUCCCCUCAUCCAGGUCAUUGAUGAAGAAGUUGAGCCCUGGGGGAUGCUACUAGCCACAGGUGUCCAGCUAGACUCCACACCACUGAUGACGACUCUCUGAGCUCUGCCUUUCAGCCAGUUCUCAAUCCACCUCACUGUCCACUCGUCUAACCCACACUUCCUGAACUCAGCUAGAAGGAUGUUAUGGGAGACAGUGUCAAGAGCAUUGCUAAAAUCAAGGCAGACAACAUGCACUGCUCUCCCCUCAUCUACCCAGCCAGUCACUCAUGGAAGGUUAUCAGAUUGGUUAAGCACGAUUUCCCCUUAGUGAAUCCAUGCUGACUACUCCUGAUCACUUUCUUUUCCUCCAUAUGCUUGGAGAUAACAUCCGGCAGGAGCUGUUCCAUCACCUUUCCAGGGAUGGAGGUGAGGCUGAGCAGCCUGUAGUUUCCUCGGUCCUCCUUCUUGCCCUUCUUGAAGACUGGAGUGACAUUGGCUUUCUUCCAGUCCUCAGGCACCUCUCCAGUUCUCCCAGACCUUUCAAAGAUGAUGGAGAGCAGCCUGGCAGUAACAUCUACCAGCUCCCUCAGUACUCAUGGGUGCAGCCCAUCCGGGCCCAUGGAUUUGUGGAUAUCAGGUUUACCUAAAUGAUCUCUAACCCGAUCCUCCUCAACAAAAGGAAAGUUCCUUUCUCCAGACUUUCUUCCUUCCCUCCAGGCUCUGGGAUUCCUGAGGGCUGCCCUUAGCAGUGAGACUGAAGCAGAGAAGGCAUUCAGUAAUUUUGCCUUCUCUGUAUCCCUUGUCACCAGGGCCCCCACCCCAUUCAGCCUCUUGUUGCUGACGUAUUUGAAGCAGCACUUCUUGUUGUCCUUGACCUCCCUUGCCAGAUUUAAUUCCAAAUGGGCCUUAGCCUUCCUCAUCGCAUCCCUACAUACUCUGACCAUGUCUUAUAUUCCUCUUAAGUGGCCUGUCCCCAAAACAGACCCUGUCCUUCCUUUGUAUCACAGAAGCCACUAAUGUAGGUGCACUAAAAGCAAAUCAAAACACACAAAUGAGUGGGACAUUCAGCAGAGUUGUUUCAGUUGCUUCUGAACUGCAACAGACAUAUACACACUUUAACUCCAGCCUUCGAGUAGAAAAAGAAAAAUAUAAGCAUGCGAAUGUAUUCUAAUUCAGCAUCGGGGGGGGGGGGAGAUCCAUUGGAAAUUCAGUCUUGAGAGCAGUCAGACAUCCUUAGCCAGUUUUUGUUUUUUUUCAUACUAACUUGAGGGUAUUCAGAGCUGCCAGGAGAGUUAAACCAUCAAGACUUUUACAUAUUAGUCUUACUAGCUUUUACUUAUUUUAACAAAUCCAGGACCACCCCUUUGUAAAACUCAUAGUAAAGCUACAAAAUUAAGAAGAAAUACAAAAAAGAAAAUACAAGAAAAAACUAAAUACCAGGAAUUGUAAGAAGCAGCAACCAGGAGCCAACUGUUUUGUUGCCCUCACACAAAAACACAUACUUCAACAGGCUGCUUUAUUAGGACUGGAUUACUUUUCUUCUCCACAGUCUCUAUGGGAGACUCUAGCCUGUGAUCUUUGCUCAUACAGUACUUUUUCCUUUUCAUCACCAACACAGGUACAAGACAGUUAGGUAUCAAAUUUAUUUUCUAGGCUGUUUAUUUUACACACAAAGGAAGUUUGAAAAGCCACUGAAAAUUCUAAUAUUCCACUAACAUUUCAACGUCUUCUAAAUUAAUAUGAGAGCUUGGUUAUUCUACUCUUGCACUUAACAGUUCACAUAGAGUAAAUUGAAGGCACUGGAAUAACAUGCUUUCUCUGCUACAAAACAAUUUUCUUGAAAAGCUUCCAUAGUAUGAACAGGCGUUUCUGUUUUAUAUUCAAGGACCAGGCCUUCUCCCAUUUCAGUUUUAAUUCUUUCGGUAUUGACAGCUUUACCAGUAUUGCUAAAAUUAGUACUUAGUCUUAUAAAAGCUUCAGAUGGGAGGUUAGGAACUAUAGCUUUCAGGUCUAUAGUUGAUUCCUGCCCAAAAUUGAGAACCAUCAUAAAGACUCUGUCUAACCCAUCUAACUCCCUCACAUACACAAAAACAUUACUGUCAUUCCAGAUGUAGCACAUCCAGCCCCGCUGAAUGGGUAGCUCACUGCUGCGAAGUGAAGUUAGCUCUCUAUACAAAUUCAGGCUCGAGUUGGACGAAGUCUUCUGUAUCUGCAACAAAAUCAUCACAGCCAUUAACAGGGUUGUUUCUUUCCACUGGAUAUUGAAAACACUAUCUACACAGUCCGUUUAGAGCAUACCUACUGGAGUGCAGUUUUGACAACUACAUCUCUUCAACUUUGUCUGCUAAUUUCACUGAAAAAGUGUUUGUGCUCAUGCUCUGCCUUAAGAUUUGGGUAGUGACAGAGACAGAGGCAGGCCAAGACAGACACUUUCAUUGACACUGCUUCUUCCCCCAAACUGACCCUUACAGUAUUGUUUAUUCGGCAGAAAGCCACAGUGCUCCCAAAGACUUGAUACUGAACCUUUCUCACCGAGUCUGAUCUGCUGAACUCACAGGAUUUAUUUCAGAUGUCUGGGACUGGUCAGCACUGUAGAUCAGUAAAGUGUUUGAUCCACUAGUCAGUUGCCUUGAAUUUUUUUUAUUAUUAUUUUCUUAUGUUAGAGAUGGUCUAUGCUAGUUUCUUGUUGCAAGGACAGUGCUUUCUAUAUUAUUAUAAAUGAAAAAAGACAAAAUUUCAAUUUAAUAUUAAAAUCAUUAAAGAUUGUUAAAGAAUCAAAUCGCCACAUCUACCAUAUAACUGCAGUUGUUUUGCUUAAAUGAAUACAGAUGAGGUAGACUCCUUGCUGCAACGAUUUCCUUUUCUAAUAAAAUUGUUAGGAUUCAGUGCCUUUUUAUUGUCCUCCCUUGGGUUUUUAUUAGCUACUCUGCCAAUUCCCACUAAGUAAAAGAAAGCAGAGCAAAACAGAUCCAUUUAUUAAAAUAUUUUUAGUCUAUUGGUUUGUCACACAUAUAAAUACCUACUUCAACAUUUACACUUUGAUAGUCAGAGUUAACAGGUAACCAGCUACUGUUGCCUUCAGUAAAGCCAGCAUUAAAUUUGCCAUCCCACUGCAUGGGAGAUUUUUCUGGAAAGGUCACCUAAAAAAAUAUAUAUAUAUAAAGUGAUGUUAGCGUCAUUACCAAAAAGUUACUUCAUUUGUUUAUAUUGAAAACUCAUCCAUUAAACUGAAUGUCCUCAAAUCUUCCACACCAUCACCACCUUAUUUAUUGUUUGUUUCCUUAAAUUAAGAUCUACCAAGGAGUAUGUAAUCCUGCUCCAAAUCUAAAGAGAGAUGAUGAGAAAACAAGAAUAUUGUCGGUCACUGAAAUGAAGGAGAAGAAUAGACGGUUAUGCCUAUAGCACUGCUAGCCAAAACGUUGAAUUCAUAAGUGAAUCUACUAGAGCUGCGUCCUCUUGCUAGAGGUGGUGGGAUAAAAGUUUGAUGACAACUACGAUAUUCCAGUAAAUACCUAAAUAUGCAGUUACUGAAAAUACACGGCAAUGAGUCCUAGGGAAGCUGUGCUGUAGCAGUAACAAUGUCCAAUUAGUAAACACUGUUCAGUGUCUGUUCUUUUAUAACUAUUACCCCUUUCACUUCAGAUAUGAUUUAAGCUUGUUUUUGCAAGAGGAACAAUUUGAACAGCAUUAUUUAUGUUUGAAAGAUAAAAAAAAAAAAUUACAACUGUGGGAAAGUGCAAGAACUUGAAAAACAGUUUUUAGCUGGUUAAGAAAUGUCGAUAUAAGAAGUCUGAAGUUCUCAUUUUGAGCAGUUCAGAAAAAUUUUGAAAAGUCUUCCUCAUUUUUAUUGAGGAGCUUGCCAAAAGAUCUGGCAUUUAAUAAUUUAAUGAUAUCAGAGAGCAUAAAAUAUUUUGCACAUACUUUGACUGUUUGUUUUCUGUGAAAAUUGUUUUUUGUAUAAAGGGCACUUUCCAAUACAAUCUGUCAGAACAGCAGCUCAACAAAAGAAGUUGUCACUUCACUUUGUAACAGUGUAAAUAAUGGGUUUCUCCCUUUAGUGUAUUCUGAAAAGCAGGAAAAAAAUAAAUCUUAAGUCUUCAACACUG